Messenger RNA from Pelodiscus sinensis (Chinese soft-shelled turtle), 2534 nucleotides. RefSeq names its product Rab geranylgeranyltransferase subunit beta (gene RABGGTB). The record is from RefSeq and is a predicted model, not a curated record. Lineage: Eukaryota; Metazoa; Chordata; Testudines; Trionychidae. Gene Ontology annotation, molecular function: Rab geranylgeranyltransferase activity. Gene Ontology annotation, biological process: protein geranylgeranylation. Gene Ontology annotation, cellular component: Rab-protein geranylgeranyltransferase complex.
CACUCCGCGUGGUCGCUCUCCAUUGGCCAGGCAGCGCGCUGGACACCUAAGGGUAGCCGGGUCAUCCCAUGUGCUCCGAUCCCGCCAGUCCUGACUCGCUGGGGCCCUGUUGAAGAAUCACCAGGCUUGCAGGCAUCACCGAGGACAGCCAUACCGGGGUCUUGAGAGGCCGGCCGGGCGCCCCCUCUCCUCAGCCAUCUCACUUCAAGGCCUGACGGUUGCUCGGCGGAGGCUGCUGACAUGGGAACACCACAAAAGGAUGUUGUUAUCAAACCUGAUGCACCAAGCACAUUGCUUUUGGAGAAACAUGCAGAUUACAUAGCUUCUUACGGUGCAAAGAAAGAUGAUUAUGAGUACUGUAUGUCAGAAUAUCUGAGGAUGAGUGGUGUCUACUGGGGACUGACAGUAAUGGAUCUCAUGGGACAGCUGCAACGAAUGAGCAAAGAAGAAAUUCUGGCAUUCAUCAAAUCCUGUCAACAUGAGUGCGGGGGAAUAAGUGCCAGUAUAGGUCAUGAUCCUCACCUUUUAUAUACCCUUAGUGCUGUCCAGAUUCUUACUUUAUAUGAUAGUCUCCAUGUUGUUGAUGUAAAUAAAAUUGUUGACUAUGUAAAGAGCCUGCAAAAAGAAGACGGGUCAUUUGCUGGAGACAAAUGGGGAGAAAUAGAUACAAGAUUCUCUUUCUGUGCUGCAGCAACACUUGCUCUUUUGGGGAAGCUAGAUGUUAUUGAUGUGGAAAAAGCAGUCGAAUUUGUUUUGUCCUGUAUGAACUUCGAUGGAGGAUUUGGUUGUAGACCAGGUUCUGAAUCACAUGCAGGGCAGAUCUAUUGUUGCACAGGAUUUCUGGCUAUAACUGGCCAGUUGCACCAAAUAAAUGCUGACUUGCUGGGCUGGUGGCUUUGUGAACGUCAGUUACCCUCUGGGGGUCUCAAUGGAAGACCAGAGAAGUUACCAGAUGUAUGUUAUUCAUGGUGGGUGUUAGCAUCCCUGAAGAUAAUUGGUAGACUGCAUUGGAUUGAUCGAGAGAAAUUGCGCUGUUUUAUCUUGGCUUGCCAGGAUGAGGAGACUGGUGGAUUUGCAGACAGACCCGGAGAUAUGGUGGACCCUUUUCACACCUUAUUUGGAAUUGCUGGGCUAUCAUUGUUAGGAGAAGAACAAAUUAAGCCUGUCAGUCCUGUUUUUUGUAUGCCUGAAGAUGUCCUUCGAAGAAUAAAUGUACAGCCUGAACUCGUGAGCUAAAUUUUACAGAAGCAAAAGAUUGCUAUGAUCUGCUGCUUUAAAUGUGUUUACAGCAGUACAGUAAAAAAUCGCUGUACAGUAAAUGUUGUCACUGUCUAGAUUGUCAAAAUGACUUGUUUAAAUAAAUUAUAUGGAUGUUACAUGUGCUGCAGGUUCUAUAACAGAUGAAGAAACAUUUUUAUCUGUCUAAUAAUGUAGACCUGUGGACUCAUAAACUAGUUGUGUUAAUGUACAUAGUCACAGUAGCAGAGUACUUGAAUGGCUUGAAUUUUGUUAUUUCCUACGUCUGUCGUAAAACAUUGUACAGUGAAUUGCCCUGAGCAUCGAUUGUAAAUACACAAAUGUUCACAAAGUAUUCUAAAUAUAUUUCUCAGCUUUUUAAUGUCCUGUUAGGAUAUACCAUCACUUUUAUCCAUAACUGACGAUUUUUCUCCUUGUAGCAAUUGAUAACAGCAUCAAGGUUUUUGUUAUCAGCAAAUACAACAGUUGUUACCUCCAGUAAAGUCCUUUAUUGAAAGAUAACCUUUUUGUACUGGAAAUACAAUAUAAUUUGUACUGAGUGUAUAAGACUUGCAUUCUACAGAUCACUACUGUAUUAUGACUUGCUAAAUGUGCUGCUAAUUGAAAAUUUGCCUUUGGUUUGAAUUCCUAUUUCAGUAGCACUUUAGAAUAUAGUUGCAAAAGAAAACAGAAUCAAGAAUAAAAACUAGCUGUGAUUUUCUUUUCUUUUCCUGAAGGAUGAAAUCCUUUUGUCUUCAUUGGAGCACUUAAAAGUGCCUCCAUUUUACAUCCCAUAACAUUGUGUUUGUGUCUGACCAUGUUGUUAUUGAGAAAGAUUAGAGAUUCCAGUUGGACCAUAUUAAAGGUUAUUUUUUCUCUUUGAAUGAUCUUGAACAGUUCCCUGCUUAUUUAUAAUUAAAGAUGUCCUAACAUUUUUUCAAAGUAGAUCCUUUUUUUUAACAGAAUGAUUAAUGCAGAGCACUAAUCCUUGUUUCAGUUGGCCUAUUUUAAGGUUAUUUUUUUUCUUUUAAAGGGUUUUUGUCUUUUAAAGAACUUUUUCUAAAUUGACAGUUCUUUUAGAUGAGGCUGCUGUUAGAAAAAGAUGCACAAAGCAAACUAGUGUUCAUAUUAGUUACUGCUUAAAUAUUUUCUUGUCUUCCAUUUCAACAAUAUUAUAUGGUUUUUUAAAGAUGUUGGUACUGUAUUGUAGUCAAGCAAUGUAUAUCACUGUAAAUAUGAAUUUAUAUAUAAAUGGAAUGAGAAUCUUCCAUAAAUAAAGCAUAUAGUGAAGAAAAUUA